Molecule: messenger RNA, 1225 nt
Organism: Impatiens glandulifera
Lineage: Eukaryota; Viridiplantae; Streptophyta; Magnoliopsida; Ericales; Balsaminaceae
Product: histone deacetylase HDT1-like
Exons: 8
Coding region: 1-849 (282 amino acids)
Biological process (GO): IMP salvage
Molecular function (GO): AMP deaminase activity
Source: RefSeq, a predicted model, not a curated record
AUGGUUAUUGACGAGGAUGAUGUACAAUGCAUACUAAACAUCCCUAGAGGAGAGAUCGACGUAACUGAGUCCAUUGGUAAAAAUAGUGACGGACCUGAGUACCUCGCCAUACUUAGGGCUUGGAGGAUGAGAUGGGUAGGGAGUGAAACCAGCGGUGCUCCCAUCAUUUCCUCUAUGCCAGAGGUAAUUCUAGCAAACACAACUGCCGAUGACGACUUCAAACGUGACUUCGUUGUGUACGCCGUCUCCAGCUUCUUGUGGGCCACUGAAAGUCCAACUUGCAGUAUAAUUCUGAAGAGAAAUUUUCAUCGUUUUGAUAAAUUCAAUCCCAAGUACAAUUCUUGUGGUCAAAGCAGACUUAGAGAGAUCUUCUUUAAACAAGACAAUCUUAUCCAAUUGUUAGAUGAAGAUGAUGAUGAGGAAGAUGAAGAUGAAGAAUUUGUGCCCACACUCAUUCCUGAUGUUGCUAAGGUAGAGGCUGCAAAACCCAUUGCAACCAAGGCUAAAACUGCUGCCAAGCAAAAGGUGAGCAUUGUUGAGCCAAAAAAUGAUAGCUCUGAUGAAUCUGAAGAUGAUUCUGAUGAGGAUAUGGAGGGGGAUUCUGAUGACUCGGAUGAUGAUAAAGAUGACUUUGAUGAUGAAGAGGAAACCACAACUCCCAAGAAGUCUAUUAAUGAUAAGAAUAGAGCCAAUGAUUCAGCUUCAAAGACUCCUGUUCAAGCCAAGAAGGCUAAGGCUGAUACCACCCCUCAAAAGAAAGAUGGCAAAAAGGUAGCUCAUGUAGCUACUCCUCAUCCUGUAAAGAAAGGGACAACAAAGCCCAAAAUCUGUAAAGGCGGUAGAGAUUAAAAAGAAGCUGACCAAGAAGCAUUUCAUACAUCAUGUCUUUGGGCCCCAACAUUAAUAAAGACAAGGUAAUUAGACUGACAGAAGUGCAAGCUCGGAGCUUGUGAAUGGGAACUUCACUAUUUCACAACUAUGGCAGAAUCCUUUACCCAAACUGCUAUUCACGCGCUCAAAAAUUUCCGAAUGGUCUCUCUCUCUUUUUCAUUCUUAUCAUCACAUCCACGAAUUAAUGACAAGAAGUUACUGCAUUCUGGGUAUUCUGGGUCUUACUGAAAAAAAUGUGAAGUAUAUUCAAGAAAUUGUUACAAAAGUUCUUUAACUUAUGAAAUGCUGCAGUUGUAUUUAUUAUUUUAUUUCAUUCUCUCUCUUACUACACAUU